This is a messenger RNA of Eucalyptus grandis, 2062 nucleotides long. Its product is annotated as anthocyanidin 5,3-O-glucosyltransferase. The record is from RefSeq and is a predicted model, not a curated record. Gene Ontology annotation, molecular function: UDP-glycosyltransferase activity. The coding region runs from base 185 to 1708 and encodes 507 amino acids. Lineage: Eukaryota; Viridiplantae; Streptophyta; Magnoliopsida; Myrtales; Myrtaceae. The transcript has a single exon.
CUGAGUUAUCAAGAGUCGUGGAGCCGUUUUGCACCAAUAGUUCACGGAACAUAUCGUGGUUCCUUGGGGUUGUUAAACAGCAUUCCACCCACUCAAAGACAACCUCUCUAGUCCGCCACCACCGCCUCCUCCUCCUCCUCCGCUGGAUCUCCGCCGCCGCAUCCCUCACUCUCGACCCACCAAAAUGGACGGCUCCAUCGUCCUCUACCCUUCUCCUGGAAGAGGUCACCUCGCCUCCAUGGUAGAGCUCGCGAAGCACAUCCUUUGCCACCACCCUUCCUUCUCCGUCACCGUCCUCCUCCUCUCCACCCCACCUCCGGACACCCAUUUCAUUGCCGCCAUCUCCGCCUCCCACCCUUCAAUCACCUUCCACCAUCUGCCUGCCGUCUCCGUCCCCAACUCCGACCACCUCUCCUCUUCCUCUCCCGCCAACUUCAUCUACUCCACCUUCGAAAUCGUCAGCCUUCUAAACCCGACGCUCCACCAGACUCUAGGCUCUCUCUCCAGGUCCUCCGACAUCAAAGCGUUUGUCAUCGACUUCUUUUGCAACGCCGCCUUCGGCGUCUCCGCCUCCCUCAACAUCCCGACCUACUACUACUACACCUCUGGCGCGAGCGGGUUGGCUUUAUUUCUCUACAUUCCCACUCUCCACAAGAAGUACCCCGAGGGCUUCAAAGACCUCAACGUGCCCAUUCAGGUCCCUGGCUUCCCCCCAGUCUCACCCCGAGACAUGCCCAUGGUCAUCAGCGACCGGAGCCUCAGGGUCUACAGCCAUUUUUUGGACACGGCGAUUCAGAUGGCUAACUCAGCCGGCAUCAUCGUCAACACAUUCGACUCGUUCCAAGCCAGCGCCCUCAAGGCUCUGAGGGACGGCCUCUGCGUGCCGGAUGGAGCCACUCCUCCGACGUACUGUGUCGGGCCACUGGUGGCGUCCGGUGGAGGAAUCGAAGGCGGUAGCGAGAGGCACGAGUGCUUGGGCUGGCUCGAUUCACAGCCGUCCCGAAGUGUGCUGUUCCUGAGCUUCGGGAGCAUGGGUGUUUUCUCGACGAGGCAGCUGAAGGAAAUGGCAUUAGGGUUGGAGAGGAGCGGAGUGCGGUUCUUGUGGGUGGUGCGGGUCCCGCCGCCACACGACGAGGCUCGGCGCACGUCGGUUGAGCUGGAGCCGAGCGCCAAGUCGUUCCUGCCCGAAGGGUUUGUGGAUAGGACGAGAGGGAGGGGGAUGAUAGUGGAGUCGUGGGCCCCACAAGUGGAGGUGCUGAGCCACGGCUCGGUGGGCGGGUUCGUGACUCACUGUGGGUGGAACUCGAUUCUAGAGGCGGUGUGCCACGGCGUGCCCAUGCUGGCCUGGCCUCUCUACGCGGAGCAGAGGUUGAAUAGGGUCUACUUGGUGGAGGAGAUGAAGCUGGCUCUGUCCGUCACCGAGUCAGAGGAAGAAGAUGGGCUUGUCUCGGCGGAUGAGCUGGAGGAGCGAGUGAAUGAGCUGAUGCGAUCGGAGAAAGGGAGAGCAAUAAGGGAUCGAGUCCUGGCCAUGCGAGAAGCCGCGACCGCCGCGCUGAGCAAGGGCGGGUCUUCCCUAUCGGCCCUCGCCAAGUUGAUCGGGUCGAUCAAAGCCGGGUUGAGCGAAGUGGAUGUUCACGACCUGGUCACGAGCUCCGUGGGAGUUGUCGGUGAUGUGGGCGGCGCCAGCACAGUUAUGAUCUCCAGUUGAAGUAUCGUUUUCUUGUGGUUUUAGGAUUUCUGAAAGAAAGAAAUAAUUCGAGGGCAAAGAAGCUUGUGCAUGUGGGAUGGUCUCCCGUUCGUGGAUAUACAGCAAUCUCUAGAAUUUAAAUCGGAAGGAUCACUGAUGGAUUUUCGAUCUUUAGUAAAGUCAAUCUUUUGUUGUCUUCUGGAAUUUCUUUCUCUGGUGUUAGCGAGUGUACCGUGCAAUGUUUAAGUGCCAUUCACUGGGAGUACACGCAACACAUAUAUAUGCGGACAGCAAAUCUUCGUUCCGUCGAAGUAUCUCAAUAAUUAUUUUCUUGUGGCUUGAGAAUAAGAAGCAGUCAAAUUUUUGAAACGUGAA